AUUAUUAUUUGUGGGUGUUGUGAGCAUAUAUAUAUAUAUAUAAGUAGAUGACUCACAGGAUUCCGUUUUCCUUUUCUUUCUUUUUUAUAUUUUUUUACUAGCGAUUGCGUGAAUUACUUAACCAGGAGCAGUUUACUAGGGUUUAUCGCCUUAUAUUGUAUACAUACAGAAUCCCUUCCCCUUGGGAUUUUAUUAUAUUAAGCAAUCAAUAAAUAAGUCUCAUUCUCAGUCUUUUCAUCAUAUCAUAGGCUUUGGCUUUGGAGUUUGCAAAACCAAAGAAGGGUUUUCAAUUUUCAAGCUGCCUUCCACUUGUAAUAUCUUCUCCUAGGUUUUUCAGUUUUCUUUUGUCUAUGGCUGCUUCUGAUUCUGACGAUGUGAACCUUGCCUAUGACGAUACUGCUGACGACUACUUCUAUCUCGACGAUACGGAUGAUGACUUACAUCCACCCCAAGCCAGCGACAGCCUUGAUGACGAUCAACUCCAAGGCAGCGACAGCCAUAAUGACGAUGAUGACGAUCUACUCCAAAACAGCGACUGGCAUGAUGACGGUGAUCAUGAUUGUGACGAUAACGAUGAUGGUGAUGAGAAUGCACUUGAAGAAGAUGAACAUGAUUCCCCAAUAUCUGGCCAAAACUAUAGUGUUUUAACUGAAGCAGAUAUACGCCAUCGUAUAAAAGAUAACAUCGCUGAAGUCUCUUCUGUCCUGUCUAUAUCGAAAAACGAGGCAAGUAGCUUACUCCUUCACUAUAAUUGGAGUGUUAAUAAUAUGUUUGAUUCAUGGUUUGCCGAUGAAAAAGCAGCCCGUGAAAAGGCAGGCUUGUUUCUCGAACCCUUGAUCGGGUCACCUGAUCAUGACAGCAGUAUUUGUGUAAUCUGCUUUGAAGAUUACCCUUGUGAUGGGACCAAGUCCACAUCUUGUGGACAUCGUUAUUGCAAUGAUUGCUGGAGUUCCUACAUUAAAACAGCCAUUGCUGAUGGCCCUCAAAGUUUAUUGCUAACGUGUCCCCAUCCAUCUUGCCGUGCUGCUGUGGGUGAAGACAUGGUGGGUUUGUUUGCGUCGGAGAAAGAGAAAAACAAGUAUUCUAGCUACAUUGUUAUGUCAUAUAUUGAAUCAAAAAAGAUGAUCAAGUGGUGCCCAGGCCCAGGCUGUGAAAACGCUAUUGACUUUGUCGCCGGGAGUGAAAAUCUUGAUGUUUCUUGCCUUUGCUCCCAUUCCUUUUGCUGGAAUUGUACUCAAGAUGCUCAUCGUCCCGUGGACUGUGAAACCGUGACGAAAUGGAUGUCGAAGAACAGCUCGGAGUCUGAGAAUGUAAAUUACAUACUAGCUUUUACCAAGCCUUGUCCCAAAUGCAAAAGGCCAAUUGAGAAAAACAUGGGAUGUUCGCAUAUGACAUGUAGGGCGCCUUGCCUUUACGAGUUCUGCUGGCUCUGCCUUGGAGAUUGGAAAAACCAUGGCACUUGCAAUCGUUUCAAGGGGAACCCCGAGGAGGAAAAAAGAGAAAAGGCGAAGCAAUAUGUGAUGAAAUACACCCAUUACUUCGAACGUUGGGCCACCAAUCAGAACUCAAUGAAAAAGGGUGCUGCCGAAUUGCAAAAAGUGCAAACCGAACAGAUUGAGGUUCUUAGUCGUAUUCAAGCACAACCUUUGGCUCAAAUCAGUUUCGUAACAGAGGCCUGGAAACAGAUAAUCGAAUGUAGGAGGGUACUUGCAUGGACCUAUGCAUAUGGUUUUUAUUUGCCUGAGGAAUGCGAGGCUAAAAGGAACUUGUUCGAGUACUUGCAAGGUCAGGCUGAGUCUGGCUUGGAGAGGCUUCACGAUUGUGCGGAAAAGGAGCUGCUACCAUACCUGAAAGACGAGAUCUCGGUGGAGGGAUUCAUAGAGUUCCGAAAAAAGCUUACAUUGCUUACCAGGGUGACUAGAAAUUACUUUGACAACUUGGUUACCGCCUUGCAGAAUGGACUAUCUGAUGUAAACACAGGUUCGUCAAGUGUUUCAAAGAAACGAAAGUCGAAUUGGGCUGCUGCUGCUGUUAAUGCAGCUCCAGUCUUGGAUACAAAUAUAAACGAUAACUCUGCCACUGCCCCUGCCGCCGCUGCCAGUGCUAUGGAACCAUGGGCUUGUGCAUAUUGUUCCUACGAAAAUCAGAGUUCUGCCACUAAUUGUGCAAUGUGUGGGCGAGGGUCUUGGACUUGUGAUGUCUGUACUUAUGCCAAUUCCAGGACCUCGGCUACAUGCGCAAUGUGUACUGAUGCACCGGAACCUUAGACGACUCCAAACAGGGUGAGUUUAAUUUAUCUUUUCGUCAUUUUGCUAGUUACAAACAUUUUAGGAUUUCAUCCAUGGAGAUGAUGAGGAAUUGUAUUUCAUGUUCCAGAUUAACAAGGAAUCGUAUUUAAAUAAAGAA
This is a messenger RNA of Gossypium arboreum, 2406 nucleotides long. RefSeq names its product probable E3 ubiquitin-protein ligase ARI8. Gene Ontology annotation, biological process: positive regulation of proteasomal ubiquitin-dependent protein catabolic process; ubiquitin-dependent protein catabolic process; protein polyubiquitination. The record is from RefSeq and is a predicted model, not a curated record. The coding region runs from base 351 to 2267 and encodes 638 amino acids. Gene Ontology annotation, cellular component: cytoplasm; ubiquitin ligase complex. Gene Ontology annotation, molecular function: ubiquitin conjugating enzyme binding; ubiquitin protein ligase activity; zinc ion binding. Lineage: Eukaryota; Viridiplantae; Streptophyta; Magnoliopsida; Malvales; Malvaceae. The transcript has a single exon.